AUGGCUCUUUCAGGGUCGAAGGAGUUCGUCGAUAUGCUGCUAGCUCGGGAAUUUACAAGUGCUGAUGAUCAGGUACUUAUUAUGAAUGGUUGUGAUGUUAGUGGACAUAGUUUUAAAGAGAAUGGUUUCGCAAAACCCGUUUUGGUACGAUCAAAAGACGGUCUAAGAAUUAAGGUCCCGCUAGACUCAUUCUCUCAUACAGAUUUAACCAGGUUUAUAGAUCCUAGUAUUCAGGUUGAUGUCAUCGAUGUUCGUCAGCAAGUCGAGAUACAAAUGACGCUCCAAGAACUGGUUGACCACUUUUCCUCACCUCGUCGACAGGUAUUGUUAAACAUGCUGAGUCUGGAGUUUUCAAGAACCAGCCUGGCAAAGUUUGUACAUCCUCCGCAUGUCGUUUCGGAACUUAGUCUUGUCACAACCUGUUGGCCGGAAGAUGACCCUAACGACCUUAAAGAUGUCGAAUUUAUCGGCGAGACUGCACCAACUGUCCAGAAAUACUGUCUUUUAAGUAUGAAAGGCAGUUAUACUGACUUCCAUAUAGAUUUCGGUGGAUCAUCUGUCUGGUACCAUGUUAUGUGGGGUGAAAAAGUGUUUUACUUGAUGCCGCCUACACCCGAAUUCGUUUCUGCUUAUUGGCGAUGGUGUAUGAGCAGCGAUCAUAGGGCGACAUUCUUCCCAGACUUUGUUGCUAGUCUUCGGGAGAAAGAAUCGACUAGUAACGUAAAUAGACCCACAGUUUACUGCCUUCACAUUUUACCCGGCCAAACAAUCUUCUUGCCAUCUGGUUGGAUCCACGCUGUUUACACGCCUUCUGACUGUCUAGUUUUUGGAGGAAAUUUUCUGAGUGGAUUGCAUGUAUCUAUGCAGCUCAGAAUUUAUCGCAUGGAACAAAAAUGCAAAACUCCAAUGAAAUUUCUGUUCCCUAAUUUUGAGAAGGUUCACUGGUUUUAUAGCCAAUGUCUCCUGGACAGACUAACUAACAACUUAAUUGAUGGCGAAAAUCCCGUUAUUUUCGACGUAGAGGCGGCUGAAUGCUUGGCUAAAGUUCUUCCUUUGUGGUAUUCUAAAAGACAUAUGCUCCCACCAGAAGAAAGAGAUUACUUUCUUCCGAAUCAAAGUCAGUUAGACAUGUUAUGUCCAAGUCUCAUUGAAAGACUGUCUGAGGUCGUAAAUUCAAUAUUAUCACAUUCAACGAAAAACUCAGGUUUUUUAGCAGAUUAUUCUAAAUCAGAGAUAUUUUCAAAGCAUUCCAAAUCUAAUGGACGAGCAAUUGAAAGCUGCUCAAAUGCUAAAAGUAUAGAAUGUUUGAACCGUGAGUUAGGUAAGGAAACUAAAUGGGAACUUAAAGAUAGACAUAUUGGAGGUCUAGGCUGGAUGCCAAAUAGACAAACUUAUUCCAAAAAUUUACGUGAACCAAAGAGCUUGAUAAAAGGAAAUGAGAACGAAAAACAUGUGAUUACUGAUGAUGUAGAUAUCCUUGAAGCACUACCGGGUUUGGAAAAAAGUCGAUUAAUCGGAGACCAUUAUUAUUUGACAUUAAGUGACUCGGAAGGUGAUGAUGGCGACAACGUUAGGAUGAAAUCAAAAGCCGAAUGUUCGCUAACAAAAAAACAGAAGAGGAUAUCUACUCUAUACCAAGCAAGUAGGAAGAAAAAAACUAAGAAUAAUGAUGAUGAUCCAACUUGGAGUAUGCCUAGUCCUACGCGUCGCAGGUUUGGUACAACUGAAUGGAAGUCAAAGAGUUCACGACUUGUUGUUUCUAAUUUAAAAAGAGAUAAAAAGUCAUUGCACCCUCUACUCAGUGAAGUGAAUCCAUCAUCAUCAGGCUCGAGUGCUUUAAAACCCAGAGAUUCUUCAACAUUGCGUCCGCAUAUGACAGUAAAAACACAAAAACCACGAACUAAACGCAAUACAACAGUUAGACAACGUCUUGCUAAACGUUUAGGUAUUUAA
Molecule: messenger RNA, 1953 nt
Organism: Schistosoma mattheei
Lineage: Eukaryota; Metazoa; Platyhelminthes; Trematoda; Strigeidida; Schistosomatidae
Source: the annotation of a GenBank genome assembly